UCCUCCUGUGCAGUGCAGUCGGUUCAGUAAUCGAGCGUCGAGCUUCCCGAUCAUCGCCUCUGCAGCCACCAUGCGCGCUCCGUGUUGUCACACUGUGGGAUUCUCGGUGAGCCUCGCGGAACGGGCACGGAGCAGCGACGGGAGGACCACCGUACACCCCGCAACUUGCUAGCGUGCGUGCGUUUGUGCGUGCGGGACAGGAAAGGCAGGCUGUGUUUUCGACAUGGAUGUGGGGUCUUCUACCCAGCACACACGACUCCGUUCCGCGCGUGACCCUGGGAACCGCACAGCGCAGAGAGUGACGCGCUAAUCAUCUGGAUGAAAGUCAAAAGUGGGGUUGGAUGGCCAUGGACCCAUUCAGCCAGCUUAUCCUCACCAUCUCAGUGACCAGUUUCUUCACCUUCCAGUGGCUCUUCCACAAAGUCAGCCCCUGGGUGUCCACACGAAUCAGCCCUGGCUUCCCCGGCCUAAGUGACAAGCAGAAGGUGGAAUGGAACUCAAGGACAGUUUCAACGUUCCACGCACUGUUGGUGGGAAUCUUCUGUCUCUCCAUCUUGUUCUUCGAUGAUGCCGUCAAUGAAGACCCAGUCUGGGGAGAUCCUACACUGGUGAAGACAAAUGUUGCCAUCACAACAGGCUACCUCAUAUCUGAUCUGCUGCUAAUAUUUUACUAUUGGAAGGCGAUAGGGGACAAGUUUUUUGUAGUUCAUCAUCUGGCAGCGUUGUAUGCUUACUACUAUGUACUGGGCGUUGGAAUGUUGCCUUAUUUUGCUAACUUCCGUCUGCUCGCUGAGUUUUCUACACCAUGUGUGAACCAGCGCUGGUUCUUCGAGGUACUAGGUUACGCCAAGUCCUCGUGGCCCAACAUGGCAAAUGGCGUUGCCAUGGCAGUGGUGUUUUUCGUGGUUCGCAUCGCCGUCAUGCCCGUCUACUACAGUCGCAUGUAUGCAGUCUAUGGCACGGAGGCCUUCUACCUUGUGCCGUGGGGGGGCCGCGUAGCGUGGAUCUGCUCCAGCAUCUGCCUUGAUGUCAUGAACAUUAUGUGGAUGCAUAAGAUCGCCCGUGGCUGCUACAAGGUGUUGCGCUCGGCCCAUCAGCGCAAAGCCAGCUUGCCUCAGGAGAACGGGAAGACAGAUUAAGGGAACCAGGAAGUCCGUGGCCACAAUAUGGACAAAAGAGACGUCACUCUCAUUGCACUGGUUAGCAGCAGGUGGGACCCUCACAUGUCGCGCUGCUUCAGGAGGAGCACACCUGGGAUCUGUGACAUUAAAAUGCUGAAUGUAAUGAGGGAAACUGAGAUUCCUUUUGGAAAGUGGGUACAGUCACUGAGACGUAUCGAUGGACCAAUUAACUGGCCGUCCGUAAGCCAUGAGUUGACGUCUUAGCAAUACUCUCCGGCAUCGACACUUAUUUUUCUCGAACAAUUUUACGACUACACAAAAGGGGUUGUGCGAGGAUAGUGGACUGUUAGCCCGAACCAGAAAUUGUCAAAAAGUUUACUGUUCUUUGCAUAUUUGUUAGUCAACGAAUGAAGUCAAACUUUGAGUUUGUGUCAACAAAGAAGCCAACACAUGAGGGAACCGUGUAAUAAAUAUAUUGUUGCCAUGAAAUCAUUGGGAGAUGCCUCCCGGGGGAGAACAGUCUAUUAUCACUUUUAUUUCCCUCCUUCUUUUAGAUGCAGGUACUUGGUUGAGAUGCACAAAGGGUAAUAACUGAGAAGAAGACGUGUGAAUACAGAACCUCGGUCACUCAUUCAUUUUCAUUCACUUAAGAGUUUCAUUUUAAAAAUCCACCUUUAAGAAAUGUCUCGUGGCAUUUGAAUGGUUCAUUUAUAUUAUGUAGGGGUUGAAGGGCGUCAGUGCCAUGUAUGUUGUCCGUGUCUUUAGUCUUGCAAGAGUACCCUGAUGUGUGUUCAGGGUACAUCAGUGCAGAAGUGCUAAAAGGGAAACUGAAUGUCAAUACUGUGUUGUUUUUUUACUCUUCAUUUUGCAAUGCAAGGACCUUAACCGUAAUAAAAUAGAGAGUUAACAUCCGAUCUGUAAAUACACCUGAUUCAAUGUGUUUACGAAGUGACAUGUCGCGUUCACACAACAUUCACUCAACGUUCACGCUGCGUUCUUUAUUUAUUUCACGUUAUGAUGUAUGUGAAGGGGUGAAACUGACGUGGAAUCUGUGUCAUAUACAAAUGAGUCUUUUCAUUCCCAAGGAAAUGGAGGCCUCAAUGUAUGGAUCUAUCCCAGAAUUCAUUGCGUCCAGUUACCAGUAGACUGCGUCCUCUGAAGGAGGGCGACCCGUGAAUUGGGACACAGCCUUGUUUGGAGGUUUAUAUAAUAUUCACACUUCCUGUUAUUGUUUCUUUACAGGCACAAACUGUUAAUUUGAUCCCUGGGCAUCAUUGCCAACAAGCUGCAUGCCGCUACAUGUUUUACAAAUGAGGACUAGUUUGUUUCCCAGACAAAAAAAUCAGUGUUUCAUACGGUUUAGAAGUUAAUAUUUUAUAGUCAGAAAGAGCAUUGUAAUAGAAGCAACCUCUGCCUCGUGUUGUAUAUGAUUUACAAGCUGGACACAAGUGUUUUAAGUUUUGUCAGUGGGUCUAAGCUCUACUUGUUUUGUUAAGUACCAUUCUACUGACCCCGGUACAACACCGAACACAUGGAACAACUCAAAGGUAUUUAGGGUAUGUGUAUCAUCUGUUUAAAAAUUUUAAGUUGCAGUUCAUCGGUGAUCCGCGAUACCUACUUGAAUAGUGAAUUGUAAAUGUAUCUUUUUAUGAGCUGCACGUCAAAAGCUGGCGUAUGUGAAAGCGAAACAGGGAUGCCUUGCUUUAUGUUCCGAACUUUUGUUUUGUUGCCUUUUUUGUUGCAAAAUUAUUGUUGCACACUCGACUCACGACACUGUGAUUAACUUGUGUGUGUCCGUCCCCCCCAAGUACAAUGUGAUUGUUGAGCCUGUUGCAAUGGAGCAGUUUCAAAUGUACAAAACCAAGAGGCUGGUUAUUUUUGCUUUUGUUAAGGAUUUUAAAAUUGAAAACAAAUACAAAAAAAUGUUUAUGUGCCAGUGCUUGAUUCAUUACAAUUCAUUGGUUAAAAAGGAUGAUGCUGCUUUUCUUUUCCCAUGCAGCAGUGCCAACUCGCAAUCACAGGUUCAGUGGUUGCGAUUAGUUCUGUCCAACUGUAGUUCUGUUCUGUUUGCCAUGGUAAAACUUUUCAGUUGGCGCCAUUAAACCAGUGUGUUUGGAUCAGGACAGAUUUAUGUAUGUUGGUAUGUUAGGCAUAUGUCCUCCACAAGAGAAUAUUGCUUAUCUCACUUGUUGAAGAGCAGCCAGGAUGUGGCGUCUUAAUACGUCAGUGGGAUUCAAUAGAAAAUAUUGGAAGGGGUUUCAGGACGGCAGCAGACGGCCACAAGUGGGCGUCACUGAGCAGGGUCAUGCAUGGUCAACAUUCUCUACUACUGCAUGUGGUAUCGCAUGGGUAUGCAUUGUACAACAAGCCUAUACACGUGCAAGAGUAAUUUUGUUAUUUUUUUCUUAGUACAUGUACAUAAUGUUUACUUAAGCUUUAUUCUUGUACUCUGUCACCCAAUGUAAAGCCACAACUGACGAGGAGGAUGGUGUGGGGGAGAACAUUUAAAAACUUUAGUCCAAUAUCCAGCACAGAAGUAAAUCGCAAAAGGAAAACUAGAAAUACUAGUCAGCACAGUUUAUAAGAACCUGGGCAGUGCAAAUACACAUGAAUACUAGGAUCACCUUGCAAUAUAGGCGUACCAUCAUCUUUAAUUUAUUAAUCCAAGAGAAUAAAACAAGGCAGACAUUACGGUACCGGAGCGUGGCGCUGUCGUCUGCUCUAAAUGUACAGGAGAGAUGUAGGUGGAAGGUUUGGUGACGAUCCAUGAAUGUGUUUGGAGAUGAGAAAAAUAUUUGUCACAUGCAGUUUUUUCACUUGUCCAUCACAAUAAAUACCAAAUUAACCCUCGGCCAAGAAAAUAAUGUUUUUUUUUUGUACUGAAUCAAUAAACCAUGAAUGUGUGAAUUUCAAUCUACUGCCAAGAACAUGAAAGUCAUUAUUACUGGAUACAACUGAGCAUAUAUGAGUUGUUAUUGCCUUUGUUUUGCUCAUGUGACAACAUUUGCUUUCAGGAAAAGCAAUAUACAGAAACUGCCAAUAAAAACAUAGUGAACUUUU
Molecule: messenger RNA, 4181 nt
Organism: Platichthys flesus (European flounder)
Lineage: Eukaryota; Metazoa; Chordata; Actinopteri; Pleuronectiformes; Pleuronectidae
Product: TLC domain-containing protein 4-B-like
Exons: 7
Coding region: 342-1139 (265 amino acids)
Biological process (GO): lipid homeostasis
Cellular component (GO): endoplasmic reticulum; membrane
Source: RefSeq, a predicted model, not a curated record